Messenger RNA from Aspergillus ibericus CBS 121593, 2181 nucleotides. RefSeq names its product Zn(II)2Cys6 transcription factor. Lineage: Eukaryota; Fungi; Ascomycota; Eurotiomycetes; Eurotiales; Aspergillaceae. Gene Ontology annotation, molecular function: zinc ion binding; DNA-binding transcription factor activity, RNA polymerase II-specific; DNA binding. Bases 1 to 2181 code for a protein of 726 amino acids. The record is from RefSeq and is a predicted model, not a curated record. The transcript has 5 exons. Gene Ontology annotation, biological process: regulation of DNA-templated transcription; DNA-templated transcription.
AUGGCCACUCCCCGCACCGCGAGCGUGUCGGUUCAGAAGAGUAGGGUGCGUGGCACCGGAUCGUUGUGUCCCGCCUGUGACGAAUGCCGCAUCCGCAAGGUGCGCUGCAAUAAGGAGUAUCCCAAGUGCUCGAGUUGUCGAGCCUCCAACCUGCCCUGCGAAUUCUCCAACAAGGGCAAGCGAGUCAACCAUACCAAGAAGCUAGUCAACGACGUGGAGCUCCUUGGCAGUCGGCUGGGCAAGAUCGAAGAGGCCCUCUUUCGCUGUCUGUCCGUGGUCGAGGCCGCCAACACCCCCCGAUAUGGCACACCCUCACAACCCCCAUCACGGGCCGAGUCCGCUGGACGAGAGGACCCAGAGGACUCUCGCCGAGGGUCGGUCGACUCGGAUGAUAGCUGGUCCGAUGGCUGCUCGGAUCCCUUGUCCCAAGCCGAACGGGAUUCGGGGAUCGAGAUGUCCGACUGUGGCAGUCCCUUGGCGUCGCUCUACUUCGAGGCGCAGGCAGUGGGUGACCAACUGAUGGCAUCCCUCGCGAUGGAGGAUGGUAUGGAAGCGUCGAGUCCACGCGGACAUGAGGCUCCAGGUUCGUUUGAUGAUUCUCUUCGGGCUCAUCUGACCGAUGCCGGGGAACUCUUUCAAGAGCUGGCCACGGGCCCGCCUCCGAUAUCAGAACCCAAGUAUGACGACCUCCCGCCAGCCCUUCCCCCUCGGACCCUGCUGGAAGGUUUCGUGGAUGCAUACUUUGUCGAGCUCAAUCCUUUCCUCCCCAUCUAUGACCGUCAGAGCGUGAUGGAGGCCAUCGACCAGCAGUAUAGCGGCCGCAGCGAGGCCCCGGAUCUAGCCUGGGUCUGCUCGUUCAACAGCAUCUUGCUGCACACCCUCGAGGCCAAAUCUAGCGCCGGGCGGCCCGGGGGGCAAACGGGCGACAGCACGCUGGAACGGGGGCUGGUGGUACAUCUGCUGCUGAAUGCGCGUCGCUGCUACAACAAUUUCGAGCGGCUGCUGCAACCGCGGGUGGCCAAUGUUCAAAGCCUGCUGAGCAUGGCUCUUGUGGCGCUCAAAUACUUUAGCUUCACCAUGUUCGAGACGGUGUUCGCGCAGGCGUGCCAGCUGGCCCGGACCAUCGGACUCCACCAGAUGGCCCCGGGCAUUCCGCAAGAGACCGAGCGGCGCCACCUGUUCUGGUCGUUGUUCAUCAUUGAUAAACAUGCAUCUCUGGUCGCCGGCAAGCCCGGCCUGCUGCCCUCGUAUGGCUGUGCCAUUCCAUUGCCCGGGUCGAAAUCCGGCUCCCUCACCGAGGACCAGUUCACGGCGCGGAUUUCCCUCGCGGCCAUCCUCGAGGAAAUGUAUCGUCGUCUGCACUCGGCCCGCGGCGCACGACGAGGCCGGGACCAGCUCAGCCGCCGGGCCAGCCAGAUGGCCCGGCGCGUGGAGGACUGGGCGGUGCAAUAUGAGCACGCUCUCUGCCCGACUGGCACGCCUGAAGCCUCUCAGGUGCUGGCCGCCACCGAGCUGCAGUAUGCGUUGUAUAUCUGCCGCGUGCUGGCGCAGCGGCGCAUCAGCUCAGCAGACAGUCGUGCCAAACGGCGCGAAUAUGCUCGGGCCGGCCUGCGGCUGCUCCAGGAACUGUGUGAUGGUGAUCAAGCCGGCGCGCGUCGUGCCGGAUACGCCAUGUUCGCCAGUGUCACCCUGAACUACUCGCUCAUCCUGUUCCUCGAGGUGUACAUGCAAGUGCUGCAGGAUUACCCCCGGGAGGAACCGUCGGACGUGGCGCUGCUCACAUCCUUUGCGGCCCGCGCGGAUGCCCUCGCAGCCCAGACCACCGCCACGUCAUACACGGCGCGUGUCCGCGAGGUCAGUGCCCGGUGCUGCCAGAUCGUCACCCGGCUGCACGCCCCUCCAGGGCCCGAGACCAAGGUGGACCCGGCCCUGACGGAUCCGUUCUGGGAUCUCAACCAGGCCAUCGCGGCCGAUGCCGGAUGGGACCCAACCGCUGCCGCGACGCCCCGGAUGUCCACCAGCCUGCCGGCCCAUCCAGACCCCUCGCUGUUCCUCAAUCCGGGUGCCUUGGGGCCGUCCUUUGCCCUGAGCACGGUCUUUGCGGACCCGGGGCCCGUCAUGUUUGACUCCCUGCUGGACUCGUUUGCCGGCCCGGACACGGCCCUAGGGUUGAUGCAGUGA